GUCGCGCGCGCGCGCCACUUAACGCGUCCGCCGCGCGUCGUGUUGCUCUGCCUCCGCCGCCGAUGCCUGUGCCCUCGCUCUACUUCUUCUCUUCUCGCUCACCACUCCGCACCAGUCAAACCUUGAGUGAGGCACGAGAACGAAGCUUGGCCUUCCUCGGCGUCGAGCUCGGGUUUACGGCAGCCUGCCGAGGACAGGGGGCCGGGGCACAGGGCAAGGCGCCGCUGCAGAGCGGCUGGCGGCAUUGGAUCGCUGCCAUACGCUGAACCUGUGAUGCGUCCAGAGAGGUCGCUCCAGCCCCUUCGCAAGGUAUAGCGCUUCCAGCGAGCUUCGAGUGAGGGGUAGAUACGAGCUUGCACGGCGAGCUGGAGGAGCAGGGGGAACGCGAGGAGCAUGCACGUGACCUCGAGGGACUGCAUGCACCGAGCGAGCGCCGCGCCGCGCGUGAUGCCUGAUGACGUCGCGCCGAGCCCACGCAGCGCUCGCUUUGAGCUCGCCCUCGCCCGCCGUCCGGCGCCGCUGCCGCUGCCGCGUCCGCGUGGGCCAAGGCACGUUUGACGCUGAGCAGCGCAGAAAGCCGAGCCGCAUCGGGCCUUGGCUCGGACGGCCCUGCCCGCAUGAGAGGCGCGCGGCGGGCGUGACGUCCGCGGAUGGCGCUCGCAAACCGCGCGCUCGUCGAUGCGAGGACGGCGGCCCAGCGCCAUCGUCGGCGCUGUCAGACGUGCUUGCGAGCCGAGCAUGCCGGCUCGAGGAGGUGUGCCGCAGCAGCAUGCAGCGUCACCCCGCAGUUGCUGCGAGCGUGCGAGGGGGGGCGAUGGGCGGAUCCGCCUGCAGCGCUGUCUCGCCGCCUGCGUGUGGCGCUCGCAGCGCCCGUCCCCGGAUCGCCGUGCUGUCGGGCUCCGAAUGGCGACGGCGCUGCGGCCUGUGCCGCCGUUGCCGCUCCGUGCUUGUGCUCAUGCUCACAUGCGCGAAGCGCGAUGCGUGCUCUGCGGCUCGACGACGUGCGCACAUCUUCCCGGCCGCCGCUCGGUGCGGCGCCAGGGGUGACGUCUGGGCGCGCCGCGUCGCCUCCUCCGGGCCGCGAUGCUCGGCUCAGGGUCACUUCAUCAGCCUCCUGUGCGCCCCCAGAUCUGUCUAGGCUCGCGGCUGCGGCGCGCUGCCUCCUCGCGCGGAAGUGACAGAACACAAGGCGAUCGCGGAUGAAGAGGCGAAUAGGCUCAUGCUGCGGAAGGUGUAUCUGGG
Molecule: messenger RNA, 1242 nt
Organism: Tilletiopsis washingtonensis
Lineage: Eukaryota; Fungi; Basidiomycota; Exobasidiomycetes; Entylomatales
Exons: 1
Coding region: 455-1138 (227 amino acids)
Source: RefSeq, a predicted model, not a curated record